Messenger RNA from Symsagittifera roscoffensis, 2289 nucleotides. RefSeq names its product multidrug and toxin extrusion protein 1-like. The transcript has a single exon. Gene Ontology annotation, molecular function: xenobiotic transmembrane transporter activity; antiporter activity. The coding region runs from base 90 to 2159 and encodes 689 amino acids. Lineage: Eukaryota; Metazoa; Xenacoelomorpha; Acoela; Convolutidae. Gene Ontology annotation, cellular component: membrane. The record is from RefSeq and is a predicted model, not a curated record. Gene Ontology annotation, biological process: xenobiotic detoxification by transmembrane export across the plasma membrane.
CGUGUUUCCUCUGCGUAAACUGCAAUUUUUCAGCGUAUUUAAGAUAGCUGCAUGAUUUUUAUUUUAUUCGUGCUAAAAAUGCAUCCUAGAUGGUAGAGAACAAAGAACGGAAGCCAUUUUCAAGUGUAGGAUAUAGAAAUGAUUAUUUUUAUCAAAGUGACAUCGAGGAAGGACCAUCUGAUUUACUUGGUGAGGCAGAAAACGGAAGGCAUAUUGAUGAAAGUGGUGUAGUGAUAUGCUCCGGUGACCAGUAUUUCGGCAUGAUGAAAGAGUUCAAGGUGCUAUUUCUCUUGUCUUUGCCCAUUUGCCUAUCCACGUUCUUAGAGCAAACACUUUUCCAACUGGUAGCGAGCAUUUUCUGCGGACACUCGAACGAGGAUGUUUACGCCGCAUUUGUUGCUGCCUUGUCUUUUGGAAAUAUUGUCGGAACGGCUGUAAUACUUGGACUGAGUGCUGCUGUUGAUACUUUAUUUGCGCAAUACUAUGGGGGUGAGCAUUUCAAAGAAAUGGGCUUCGUUUUGCAGAAAUCAAUGCUGAUUAUACUGCCAUACAUGAUGGCUUGUGUCGGUCUAUACCUAGUCAGUGACUGGAUUUUGAUUGGUUUGCAUUUCAACGAAGAAACAGCUGUUCUAACGGGAAUUUUUUUGAAGGUUUAUCUAAUAUCACUACCAGGGGAAGUUUUUUCUAUUCUGCUGGGAAAGUUCCUACAAUGCCAAGGGUAUGUGAAAGCGACAGUGUUUGCAAACAUAAUCGCAAAUGCCGUCAACGCUCUUCUCUGCUAUCUGCUGAUUUAUGUGUGGGACGGAGGCAUUGUAGGAGUCAGUUUUGCCCUCGCUAUUUCGCUCAACACUCUAGCUUUCGUAUAUUUCGUGAUCAUCAUACACUUUCGUUUGCAUGUUAAAACUUGGCCUGGUUUUCAUUGGUCAGUUGUCUAUGGAUGGGCGCCCUACGUGAAGCUUGCCAUACCUGGAACAGUCAUGGUAGUUAGUGACAUGGUGAUAUUCGAGGUUGGAUCCGUUCUAGCUGGUAUUCUAGACUCGCAUAACCUUAGUGUGCAAGGAAUUCUGUAUGAGUUUUCCACGUGUCUCUUCAUGUGGGGCGCAGGCGUCGCAUAUGCGGCUAGUAUACGUGUUGGAAACCUGUUAGGAGCUGGCGACUACAAAACGGCGAAGCAAACUGUGUUAUCCUCAUUAAUUUUAGCAUUUCUAAUAGUUUCUUUUUUCUCUUCUUUGUUAUUUAUAUUCAGGAAUAAAGUUGCCUAUCUCAUCAUAUCUGAAGAGAAAGUAGCGACUCAUUUCGCACAGCUAGUUCCUUUUUUGUCUUGGUGCUCAAUCUCUGACUGUUUAGUUGCUGUUUGUAUUGGAAUCCUGAGUGGCUGUGGUCGACAACUAAUUGGCGCUAUCGGUACUUUUGUGAACUAUUACAUAAUCACACUGCCUUUGAGUCUCUGUCUCAUGUUCCUAACAGACCUUAAAUUACAAGGCUACUGGUUAGGUUUGAGUAUUGGGUCAACGAUACAAGCACUCAUUCUCCUCUGUGCAAUAUACAGACUAGAUUGGGAACAAGAGGCGACCAUUGCAAAACAGAGAGCUGCCAACGAUAUCAUGAAUCGAGGUGACAGUAUGCCUCGAUUUUCUAGUUUGAAUGUAAUCAAUCCCAGUCGAGCACCAAGUGCUGCGUCUUUAGCGAGGCAGCUUCAUCAGAGGAGUAAGUAUCACUCGUCGUUCCACCUUUCGCCUCUGAGUGCGAGUACAACUAAAGACAUAGAUGAGGAUGAGCGAACAGUUGAAAGUGAUGCGGUGAUUCAAUCUAAUGAUACUGUAUCGCGCAGGAUCGUUAAUUCACAAUCAUUUAGUGUGUCAACCCCUGAAUUGUACAACCAGGCAUCCUUAGAACAAUUCACAUCAGAUGAUGACGAUGAUAAUGAAACUGACAAUCAAUCUAGAGUUGUGUUUGACGACCAAGUAGAUGCCCAUUCUCCAGAAAAUGAGACCAAAAUAAUAUCAAAAACUUUUGGCGAAGACUUUUUUGCUCGGCAUGUGCCUUUUGUAUCAUUUCGGUGUCAAUGUCUUAAAAUUGUUUACUAUUUUUUUGGUUUCUGUGUGCUAUUAACAGGCCUUCUCAUAUCUGUAGCCUUUCCAGUCAAAGAAAAUAUUUAGCAUUAGAUAGAUUUUGAAAUUUGUAUAUACGUUAUUUUGAGUAUUCAUCGAUUAUCGAUACAAAAUUAAUCAAAAAUUUUUAAAUUUUAUUAUUUUUGUAAUCGCAGUAUGCCUUAGAUUAGGGGCAAUA